AUGGCUCAGGUAGAGGAGCCUCAAACUGAAGGAGAUGGCAGCCCCCAGAUGACCUCCUUACGAUCAGACAUGUCAGGGAACCAUGUCGACGAUGGAGAAGUGGGACCUUCCAUCAGGAGGAAGAGGAGGAAGAAGAAAGACCCGCGCCCAGAGUCCAUUAUUGUGUACCGCUCUGAGACAGAGAGGGCACCGGGAGAGGACCAGGGUGGUGAGGAGGGAGCAGAGAGGAGCACUGAGGAAGGAGCUAAGUUCCUCUGCACACCCACAGGCGAAGGCGGAGGCUGGAACCUUCCUCCAGACAGCCGCUACGUGACUCUGACAGGCACCAUCACCAGGGGCAAGAAGAAGGGUCAGGUGGUGGACAUACACGUCACUUUGACAGAGAAGGAACUCAGAGAUCUGGCCAGGUCAAAGGAGCGUCUUGAUGCAGAGUGUGAGGCAGGGGAGGGCUAUAAGCGUCCCUGCGGCUUCGGCGUGUGCCAGGGACCCCAUGUUGUCCUGUGGAGCAUCUCCUGUUUCCCUGUGGUUUUCCUCCUGUCCUUCAUCACCUCCUUCUACUACGGCACACUCACCUGGUAUAAUGUCUUCCUGGUGUACAAUGAGGAGCGGACGUUCUGGCAUAAGAUUACGAUAUGCCCCUUCCUCAUCAUCUUCUACCCCAUGCUCAUCAUGCCCAUGGCGCUGUCUUUGGCCCUGUACUCAGCUGUGGUGCAGGUGUCCUGGGCCUUCAGUGAGUGGUGGCAGGUAGUGAGAGACCUGGAGAAAGGCUUCUGCGGCUGGGCCUGCGGGAAGCUGGGUUUGGAGGACUGUUCCCCAUACAGCAUUGUAGAGCUGCUUGAUUCUGACACAGUUUCUGGCACUCUGCAGAGCAAAGCCCCCAGUGAACAUGCCCAGACAUCAUCAGUGUGAAACAGGGUGACACUGAGUUCUAUUG
This is a messenger RNA of Scomber japonicus (chub mackerel), 934 nucleotides long. RefSeq names its product transmembrane protein 169b (gene tmem169b). The transcript has 2 exons. The record is from RefSeq and is a predicted model, not a curated record. The coding region runs from base 1 to 909 and encodes 302 amino acids. Lineage: Eukaryota; Metazoa; Chordata; Actinopteri; Scombriformes; Scombridae.